Molecule: messenger RNA, 918 nt
Organism: Sphaerulina musiva SO2202
Lineage: Eukaryota; Fungi; Ascomycota; Dothideomycetes; Mycosphaerellales; Mycosphaerellaceae
Product: elongation factor 1 beta subunit
Exons: 4
Coding region: 76-768 (230 amino acids)
Biological process (GO): translational elongation
Cellular component (GO): cytosol; eukaryotic translation elongation factor 1 complex
Molecular function (GO): translation elongation factor activity; guanyl-nucleotide exchange factor activity
Source: RefSeq, a predicted model, not a curated record
CACUCCCUCAUCAAAACCUCUCUCUCUCUUAAUAACCCACUACACCGACAACAGAAGCCACUCACAGCCUUCAUCAUGGGUUUCACCGACUUCGUUUCCGAGACUGGCCUCACCCUCCUUGACAACUGGGUCAAGACUCGCUCAUACAUUGUUGGAUAUGGCCCUUCGAAAGCGGAUGUGAAGGUCUUCCAGUCCUUCAGCGAGCAGCCAAAGGUCGAGAACUUCCCUCACGCAUACCGCUGGUACAAGCACAUCUCCACCUUUGAGUCAGAGUUCUCGACUCUCCCUGGUGACCCAAGCAAGGCUGCUACUGCCUACGGUCCAGAGUCAUCCGAGCUCACUGUCAACCCCGCAAAGGCACCAGAGAAGGAAGAGGAGGAUGAUGACGAAGUCGACCUUUUCGGCUCGGACGACGAGGAGGAGGAUGCAGAGGCUGCCCGCAUUCGUGACGAGCGACUGGCGGAGUACAAGAAGAAGAAGGAGGGCAAGACAAAGCCAGCUGCCAAGUCUAUUGUCACACUGGAUGUAAAGCCAUGGGACGACGAGACCGACAUGAAGGCGCUUGAGGAGUCUGUGCGUGGCAUCGAACAGGAUGGUCUCGUGUGGGGAGGUGGCAAGCUCGUUGCUGUGGGCUUCGGCAUCAAGAAGCUUCAAAUCAACUGUGUCAUUGAGGAUGACAAGGUCUCUCUUGAACAGCUCCAGGAGACGAUUGAGGGCUUCGAUGACUACGUUCAGUCCUCCGAUGUUGCCGCCAUGCAGAAAUUGUAGAUGUGCUGGCUUCUGUCACCACUAAAUUUUCAUCGGGGACCUGGCCACGGCCAAAGCAAAAUAUGCAUGGCCUCUAAUGCGUGAUGUGUUAUGAGGCAAUAGAUACCCCAAAAAACCGCUUGAUCGCGAAGUCUGCGAUCAAAGACUACC